Anisakis simplex (herring worm) is the source of this 1914-nucleotide messenger RNA. The record is from the annotation of a GenBank genome assembly. Lineage: Eukaryota; Metazoa; Nematoda; Chromadorea; Rhabditida; Anisakidae.
AUGGGAUUAUUGAUUCGUAAAAAGAGCAAUUAUUUGAUAAUCGGAGGCUAUGGCUCAUUUGAAAAGCGUUUAGCAAAUGUCUUGUUGGAUUCUAAUCCAGAGUGCUUUGUAACGAUUCUACAGAGUGCAAUAAAUGAUUCAUUUCCAUUAUGCAGUGAUAUUCAACAGCAAUCCUCCGAACGUUUGCAUUUUCUUAUUGGUGAAUAUUCAAAUGAAAAUUUAAUUAUGGAUAUCAUUCGUGAUCACAAUGUGAGUUGUUAUUCAUUCAUUCACAAAUUGCAUGAGCAGUUCCUCAUCAUCACGGAUGUGUUUAUAUUACCGCUUUGGAAUGCUCAAAGUGAAAACACUGGGAAACUGGAGAAUAUUCGGACCAGUUUGUGCGGUAUAACUCAUUUUCUGGAGGCAAUACGCACCGCCCCAAAAUUGGAUUCAGUCGUUUUCAUGAGCUCGGAACAGUGUUGGUGUCUUCAGGUGUUUGGAAAGCUCUCACAAAAAACUGAAACGGGAACGAUAAUGCCAAUAACAUUUCAUGCAGCUACAUUAGGCGCUUGUGAAGCGAUGAUAAACUCAUACGUUAUCGGUUACAAUCUACCAAUUAUAAUUGCUCGUACAUCUUCAAAGAUUUUCGGAGCAACAAUAAGUUGGAAUACUAUCACACAGUCAUCAACUCAAAGUGAUUGUGCCGAAAAUGUUAUUGAUGUACGUGAUGUAAUUCAUGGACUGCUGGCUUGUGCAAAUAAAGGUAAACCUGGAGAGAUAUAUCAUAUUGGAGGUGAAAGAGAAGUAACACUAACACAAUUGAAGCAACUUUUAGAGAAGUUUCGAUCUGGUGAAAAAAUCACUGAUGCUGAUCUACCCACAGCUUCAAUGAGCGUUCAUGAUACAUACAAGCAACUUGGUUGGCGUCCACAAAUAUCGCUUCUUGAAGCCGUCAAAAAUUCUCACGAUCAGCACAACACCAAUCGAUUGACCACUAAAGUAGCUGCUCAGAAUGUUCCAUUAAAAUUUCUGGUUUAUGGUGCUCGAGGAUGGAUCGGAGAGCAGUUUGUUAGAAUACUUAAAGACAAGAUGAUUGACUGUAUAAUUGCGAAAAGAUAUCCUGGAAAGGAUGAAGAUGAACUGAUACUCGACGAAAUCGUCCAUUCAGCACCAAGUCAUGUGGUGAGCAUGAUUGGGCGCACUCAUGGCGAUGGUUGUAAUAAUGUUGAUUAUUUGGAAGGAGGUCCAGAUAAAUUGAAUGAAAAUGUGCGUGAUAAUUUGUAUGCACCAUGUCUGUUGGCAAGUAUUUGCAAUCGUUUGCGAAUACAUUUUACUUAUUUGGGAACCGGGUGUAUUUUUGAGUAUAAUGAAUCACAUCAGUACGAUGGUAAAGGAUACACGGAGGGUGAUUAUGGUAAUUAUUCGGGUACAAGCUAUUCUGCAGUUAAGGGUCGAACUGAUUGGUUGAUACGAUACUAUACGACCACAUUGAACGCUCGUAUUCGGUUGCCCAUCAAUUAUGACCUCGAUAAGAGAAAUUUGAUUGCGAAAAUGAUCACUUUCAAUAAGGUAUUUGAUAUUCCUGAUUCGGUAACACUCCUUCCCGAUUGUCUUCCCAUCCUUCUCGAUCUCGCCAUCAAUAGAUAUUGUGGUACAAUCAACUUGGUGAAUCCAGGUCCAGUUCGUUAUCCACAAAUCAUAGACCUUUAUAGGAAACUUGUGGAUCCCAACUUAAAAUGUGAAGUGGUUAAACUUGAGGUAAACAUUUUAAAUUUUAAGGAUGACAAAGUACUUCGUUCUCGUGCACAUUGCACGCUUGAUAGCAGUCAGUUGGAGCAUCUCUAUCCAUCAGUUCGAAUGGCGAUUGAUGGCAUAAAAGAAGCAGUGAUCAACAUUGGUACUCAAAAUCGGAAGAAUAUUCUCAAGAAAGCAUAA